Molecule: messenger RNA, 1233 nt
Organism: Mangifera indica (mango)
Lineage: Eukaryota; Viridiplantae; Streptophyta; Magnoliopsida; Sapindales; Anacardiaceae
Exons: 6
Coding region: 338-949 (203 amino acids)
Cellular component (GO): mitochondrion
Source: RefSeq, a predicted model, not a curated record
CGUUUUGGACCCGUUUCAGAAAUAAAUAAAAACUUUGAAACGCGUUUCUGCUCCAACGCUCUAAAGAACCUAAACGCAUGUUCCAUCUUUUUUAUUUGACAUUCCCAAUCGAAAACCCGAACCUACAUAUCAUCUCCUCUGCACUCCGGCGUCUCAAGUCGUCUCUUCUCCGGCGUCUCAAGUCGUCUACUCUCCGGCGCUCGAAAUCUCGGAAAACUCUCUGCGAACUCGUCUUCUAAUCGUUAGUGCAUUGAACUGUUUGUCUUCAUCAGUGCAUCGACGGUCUCAUCUUCUGUGAUCUUCUUCGACUCUGCGUUUCCGUUUCCGGACUACAUAGAUGGAAGCUAUUGAGAAGUCUGAAGAAACUGUCUCUAAUACUGGUCAACGAUUAGCAGGAACAGUCAACUGGGGAACUGCGACUGUGAUUGGAGUGUUCGCUGGGAUGCUGUAUGGUGGCAGCAAGGAAGCAUCAGCUUCAGUAAGCAAGGAUGCAGAAGUGAUGUUAAAGCUUGGAAGCACGCCAGAUAAGCGAGAGCAGUAUCGAUUGAUGAGAGAUGCAAUGGAGAAAAGGUUUAUUCGAGUAACUCGUGGCUCCAUUGUUGGUGGAGUGCGCCUUGGAAUGUUUACAGCUGCGUUUUGUAGUUUGCAAAAUCUGCUAGCUGAGAAACGGGGUGUGCAUGAUGUUUUCAAUGUUGUUGGAGCUGGUUCAGCUACUGCAGCUACAUUUGGAUUAAUUAUGCCUGGCUCACUAAUUUGGCGUGCUAGGAAUGUGGCACUUGGAUCUGUUUUGGGAGCAGCAAUUUGUUUCCCUCUCGGUUGGGUUCAGUUGAAGCUUGUAGAGAAAGCAAAUGAGGGGAAUAUGGCUGCUUACCAUAAUUCAGGUGGAGGGGAAGUGAACAGAGGAGUUGGUGCCACAAUUGAUCAGCUUGAAGAAAAGUUGAGGAAGUAGAAUGGACCUUUCUGAUUUUAGAUGGUAACUAACAUGAAAAUUUGGGAGAAGGCCUCAAACAUGGUGUGAUGCUUUUGUCAUUAACAUAUAUCUUGGAUGUAGUGGCCUAAAAUGUUGAGGAAUAAUAGCACUCAGUCGCUCUAUAUGCAGGAGUUGGUCUACUUUUUGAGUCCUAUUGAUGUUAUAUUUUAGUAAUGUUUUUAUUACCCUUAGAUAUUGCACGCUAAGAAUUUUGUAUGAAAUUCUCUCAAUAAAUUUUGAUCCAGUUGGCAUUACUAUCAAAA